Molecule: messenger RNA, 357 nt
Organism: Pseudomassariella vexata
Lineage: Eukaryota; Fungi; Ascomycota; Sordariomycetes; Amphisphaeriales; Pseudomassariaceae
Exons: 1
Coding region: 1-357 (118 amino acids)
Source: RefSeq, a predicted model, not a curated record
AUGCUUAUGAAGCAGUUCCUGCCCCUAUACCUGGCGACCAAAGGCGUAUCUGCUGUUAUAUUCAAAUCUGUGACGACGUCAUAUCUUUUCAGCAUGUAUCUCUUGCCGUCUCAGUCUUCGCCAUUACCGGGCCGUAAGCGUACCGGCGCUCUACUGUCGCUGUUUCCGGGAGAAUUCAUGCUGGUUCCUCCAUUCUCGAAAUCGAGAGGUGCAGCCCCGGAGUUCGAGUGUGGCCUGUUGCUCCUACAGCAUGCACUCUGGGCCAUCAUCACGGCCUGCACGGUUGAGGUCUUCGGUGCUCCUAUCCGUGGCGCUGGAAUGGGUGCCACUGGCCUCAUCUUGAGGUUGCUUAUCUGA